AUAACUGUAACGAUUGAAUUCAUUCCCGCCUAAAUAAAACGCGGUACUUCCGUUUAAAUAUGGCUAUUCGUUUACACAUGAAUCACGAUUUAUCCGAAGAAAAACAAAAGGUAUUGCAUUUAAUGCCAUGUAAAAUUUAUGGUGAUGAAUUUGCAAAUGUUUCCUCUUAUUUUACACCUUACAUUCAUAAAGUGGAUAACGAAUAUUAUAAUUCUUCAUUUCGUGGAUAUCCACUUCAAGGAAAAAAGAUAACAAUACCCUUUGGAUAUAAAGGUAUUAUAUUUUUUGAACGCCAAAAAACAGACAUAGAAAAUAUAGAACGUAAUUUAUAUUUAACGGGAACAUUUUCACAUUUUACUUAUUGGAAUUAUGAUAAAUUACCAUCUAAAAAUGAUGCUUUAAGAGCUGCAAUAGAUUGGAUUGAUAUCGCUGAAGCACUACAUUCUACAGAAUCAUAACUGAAAACAAACUUGAUAUAAUAUAAAGAAUUCUUAUAUAUUUAAUGAAUUAUAAAAAUUAUUCUAUUUUAAUGUAUAGAUAAAAAUAAAUAUUUUAUAUAUUUUGUA
Apis cerana (Asiatic honeybee) is the source of this 566-nucleotide messenger RNA. Its product is annotated as ribonuclease H2 subunit C. Lineage: Eukaryota; Metazoa; Arthropoda; Insecta; Hymenoptera; Apidae. Gene Ontology annotation, biological process: RNA catabolic process. Gene Ontology annotation, cellular component: ribonuclease H2 complex. The record is from RefSeq and is a predicted model, not a curated record.